CUGGCCACUCUGACGUAGAACUCAAAUUGAAAUGAUUGUUUAUUGUUUGGAAUUGUUUACUGCUACGUUUCGGUUUCUGUUGCAUGCCAUUUAGAAAUAAAAUGAGUGUAUUACUGUAAAAUGGGAGCAAAUGCUUCGCAGUUGGAAAAAGAAAUUGGACAUGAUCAGUUUCCAUCUAAUGAACAUUAUUUUGGAUUAGUUAAUUUUGGGAAUACCUGUUACUGCAACUCUGUUUUACAAGCUUUGUACUUUUGCAAACCAUUUCGGGAGAAAGUGCUUGAUUAUAAAGCAAAAAAUAAAAGAACCAAAGAAACAUUGCUAACAUGUUUAGCUGACCUGUUUUAUAAUAUUGCUACCCAAAAGAAGAAAACUGGUACAAUAGCCCCCAAGAAAUUUAUUGCACGUUUAAGGAAAGAAAAUGAAGUGUUUGAUAAUUAUAUGCAGCAAGAUGCCCAUGAAUUCUUGAAUUAUUUAUUAAAUACAAUAGCUGAUAUCUUGCAAGCAGAAAAACAACAAGGAAAUAAAGUGAAAGCUGUUAAUCAAAAUGGUGAACAACAACAGACAUCCAAAUCUGAGCCAACCUGGGUUCACGAUAUUUUCCAGGGAACACUUACAAAUGAGACACGGUGCCUGAAUUGUGAAACUGUCAGUAGCAAGGAUGAAGAUUUUUUGGAUCUAUCUGUAGACGUUAAUCAGAACACUUCCAUUACCCAUUGUUUACGAGGUUUCAGUAAUACAGAAACAUUAUGCAGUGAGCAUAAAUAUUAUUGUGAAAACUGUUGUAGUAAACAAGAAGCUCAAAAAAGGAUGCGUGUAAAAAAAUUGCCUAUGAUUUUAGCCUUGCAUUUGAAACGAUUUAAAUACAUGGAACAGCAAAACAGACAUACGAAGCUUUCUUACCGUGUUGUGUUUCCUUUGGAGUUAAGGCUGUUUAAUACAUCUGAUGAUGCCUACAAUCCAGAUCGCUUGUAUGAUUUGGUAGCUGUUGUUAUUCACUGUGGUAGCGGGCCUAACAGAGGACAUUACAUUUCAAUUGUUAAAAGCCAUGGAUUGUGGCUCUUAUUUGAUGAUGAUAUUGUAGAUAAAAUUGAUGCAUCUGCCAUUGAAGAUUUUUAUGGACUUACCUCUGACACCCAGAAGACAUCCGAGUCUGGAUACAUUCUUUUUUAUCAAUCCAAAGAAUGAACAUGUAUGAAUAAAUAUAUAACAUUUUCUAAAACACAGUAAGUAAGGUUUCUAAUGAGUUGACUGUUGAGGUUCUUUGCUUUCAUUUAUUGAGUUAUAGCCUAGAACUUAAGUGCUCAUCCAUAAAAUCUUCCUAAGAAGUCAUUUUGUCUAAAGAUCAUCACUGAACUAGUUUGUAAUUUCCCAAUAUUUGGUUUACGUUAUUCUUGCUUGGUCUUAAAUUAAGAAGAAAUAUUUGUUCUGAGACCACCACAGUGUCAUUUCAUAAUGUUGAAGAAAUUUUUCUUUUGACACUUUCUAUUUGUCUGGGAUUUUUAAUUUUUUUUUUUAUUUCGUACACACAACACUUCCUUUUAUAAUUGUUUAAUUUUUUGUUUUCAUGAAUGUAAUAAAAGAUUUUGAAGGACUUGAUAUUUUUUAAUGAGUUUUCAAUUUUCAUUUUUGAUUGCUGUUUGUUCAAGAACUAAUAUUGUGUGUUGCAUAAAAUUUGGAUUUAAAAUUAUAUAGCAAGACAUUUUAUUUAAUGCUUUAAUUUUGAUUUUUUUUUUCAUUUUAAGCAUAUAUUCACUUAUAGUUUCAGCACAAAUCUUUUUGGUAAAAUCUGAGUAUGGUUUGUAAAUGAUAAUUUUUUCUUUUAUUCUAUUUCUUUGUUAAAAAUUUGGUAGAUUUUUUUUUUUUGCUCGUUGCCUUAUGAAUAUUCAGGAUUGACCAUGAAAAUCUGGUCUAGCUCCUUCAAUUAAUAACUUGGCCAGUUUUUCGUAUCUCAUCCUGUAGCUUAUAUACUUCAUUACUCAAGGUCUUUCAGGUUUUUUUCCCCGAGUAAUAUUUUUGACUAUGUAGAUAUUUUGUUCAAUGACAUCAUCUUAAUUUCUUUUAAAUUUUAAUUGUAUUCAUAAUUUAAUUAGUAAUAUGUGCUGUACUUAAAAAAAAUGUUGGAGAACAAUACAUUUUUUAAUGCUUUUACAUUUGUUUUAAAAGUUAUGACAAAUAUCAACGUGUUUAUCUAGAACAUUUGUAAGUGGGAGUUCUUUUAAUGUAAGAAAAAUUAUGUUAUUAAUAUUAUCAGUGCUAAUAUUGUAUUACCCUACACCAGCCAGCAUGUGUCAAAAUUCACACACCAACAAAGGGUUCACCAGGGUUCCACAAACCCUUUCCUGAAACUUUCCAACAUGCUGGAAAGAACUAGGGUAGAAAAAUGUGUUUAAUUUUAUAGAAUAAAGAUACGUUUAACUUAAAUAUUUAAGUUCUAUAUCUUUUUAUAGACGUCCUAUCAAUAAUAAUAAAAGGUUUUAUUUUGUUAAAAUAUUAAUUUACAAUUCGUUUUUAAUUAUUCUGAUAUAAAAUAUCUGAUUAAUUAUGAUUAAUUUUACUAAAAAGAAAUUGGCAUGCAGCAAGCAUUUGUCAUCAUAAAAUUCAAAUAUUUCAAACUUAUAUAAGGAGAUAAAUAUAGCUAUUUAAUCAAUACAAAAUAAACUUAGCUCUCCAAAAGGAUUUAAAAAAAUUUAUGUUGAGAAAAUAAUAUUUUUGGGUAAUAUGGUAUUAAACGACUUGAUUACCUGUGUGAAGCAUUCAUGCUCAAAAUGUAUAUCCCUGCUGUAAAAAUACCAUGUAAAAACACCAUAUAUAAAUACUAACAUAUUUGGCUGGUAGAAAAUUACCUCAAUAACUCACUAAUUGAAAUAUGACUUAAAAAUGCAUGAUCUGUCGUAGUUCACUGUGCUAAAUGGGCAUAUGCAGUUCAAAGAAAAUAUCUGCAUUUUUUCAAGAGCUAUUUAAUAUUCCAUUUUUGUUUAUCAUUUGAUAAGUAAGAAAAUCCUAAAGCAAAUAGUACCAAAAACAUUUAACAUUAACCAAACUAUCAACGUGAAACAUAAGUCUAAGUCAACCAUUGAGACUGCCCAUAAUUAAAAGUUUAAGUAAAAUACUGGAAAUAAGUAUUUUUAUUUUUAAAAAUUGACAAACGAUCCUGCGCUGUUAUUGCUUCUCUCUAAAUGACAAUACAGAUCCACUCUUUAACAGCGCAAGCAAAAGCUUGCAAUUAAUUUAACUAAUUCAUUGAAAUACCGUUUUUUUUAAAGUGUAGUUUUUUGAAAAACUUGUAUACUGGAAAUUGUUUUUCUUUUCACUGAUAGUGGUAAAGAAAAUACCUUUCAAAUUAAGCUUUACUUAUGACGAUUGAUAAGGUGUUAAGGAAGUUCUAGUGUAACCACGAAAAAAAAAAAAAAACACAUUUGAGAAGUAAAAUACAAGAUAUUUUGUUUUUUUAUGAAGGGGGGGGGGGGGGGGAGAUAAUUGCACUGCAAAAUACAUAUUUUCAGAUUUGAAUUCCUUUCCAAAAUGUUUGCUUAAAAUUAUUUCCUGUAAUGUUCAAUGAAAAUGAUCUUUCAAUGAUCGGAAUAUGAUAUAUAUGAACUUUCUGCUGAGGUUUAUGUUGUAAGGAUUAAAAUUUGAUUUGGAGUGCUUGACUUUACUAUACACGAAAUAUAAUGUUUUAUAAUAAUGACCAAAAUGGAUACUAAGCUAUUCUGUUUAAUAAGGAACUUUCAAUGAUAAAUAAUAUAAAAGCAUCUUAUUACUCUAACAUUAAAUAACACUUUCAUGAGACAAGAGUAAAUCAGCAAUACUAUGGAACUUUUAAGGUAUGAAUCAAAAAAUGAGCGUACUUGCCAAUUACCCGAAGGCACGCCGCCCAAAAUUGGAAUUGCACCCUGCAUCAUUAGGUUGAAAGCCUAAGACUCUAUUGUCUAUGCUAUCUGGGCAAUCUAAAUUGGUGGAUCCAAAAACGUGAAUAAAACUACUGGACAACAAUACUGUACUGGGUAAAAGGAGUAAUCUCGAUUGGGACUAGUAAUUUUUUUUUAAAACUAAAUGCCAAAAACAGUUAUCAGGAAAAUCUGCAUCCGGAGAUUACAAAGAAGAAUCAUUCUUUUAUACAAAGAGGAUUCUCUUUAAGUCUUGAAUUUUUAAAAAUGGCACUAUGUUUUAAGUUUAUUUUACACUAAGUUUUUAGAGUAUGUUCUUAGUAUGAAAUGAGGAGCAUUCCUGCUGCAUUAAUUCCACUGCCUAAGGUGCUGUAUGCAAAAUGUUUGCUUUAAAAAGUUGACUCAAAGCCUGGACUGUUAAGCUAAAAGAUGAAUGCUUUGCCAAAAAAAAAAAAGAUUUCAAUUAAUAGUGAUUUUAAUUGGAUAGAAACUGUAGGCUGCCUCAAGGAGUCUGAAAGAAUAGAGUUUUCCAUUGCAGUAAUUUUAAUGCCUUAAGUGUUUUAUGCAAAAUACUACUUUAAAAAUUCUACAAAAGCAGGCAUCCUGAAGACAGACUGGAUCCUGGAAUCAUUUGGUUGAAGCCUGAACGCUAUUGACUGAGCUAUCCGAUUCUCUCUCUUGUGAAUGCAAGUGGAAAUUAUGUAAUUUAACAAAAUGUACCCAUCCGGUUUCUUUUAAGUUUAAUUUUUAUGAUGUGAACUGUGGGUUUAUUUUUCGUUGAAAGCGGGAAAAAGUACCUUUAAAAUGAUACCUUACUUAUGAAGUUUGAUGACUUAUUGGGGAAGUUAGGGCGUUUCCACAUAAAACACCUUUGAGAAAUAAUAUAUAUAAGAUUUUUAAUUAUAAAUAUUUUUUAACUAACAAAAUGUUAUUAAGUACUGAGUUAUUGAAAGAUUAUCACAAUACCCUCACAUUUUCCGAAAUCUUUUGACGCACACUUGACACAGAUCUAGAAACUAUUAUGUCAUUUUAAAAACCUUUACAACCAACUAGUUUAUCAUUUAAAAAUUAUUUUCUUCUUCAUCAUUGUUUUCAUGAAUACUCAACUUUUAAAAAUUUGUUCUACACACAUUUUUAUUCUUAACCCAUUAUAAAAGCCGCCCUCCCCCUGCUUUUCUCUCUUCUUAAAUUCAGUCCAACAGAAUGUUUCACUUCAGGUUUUUUAGCUCUCGCUUUGUCAGAAGGUAGAUUUCUUUUUUUCCUCUUAAAUGAAUUUUCCCAAGGAACGAUUUUUUUUUCUGGUUUUGUCCAGUCUUGUACAGAAUGCUUCGGUAUAAAAACGUAUUUCUCUGUUGCAACUAUAUUACCAUUCAUCUUACCGAGUUUAUUUAAACUAUCUAGUUUAAAAGCCAAUGUGUAGAUCCUAGAUCUUUUUGGCUGAAUAUUUUUGUUCGUAAAAUAGGAAAGGAAAAUGCUUCUUGGCUUUAUUUAACAAGGGAUAGUCAGCUGACAGAAAAAAACAGGGCUGUAUUUGUUCCAUCAAAAAGAACUUAGGACCUUUAGGAAGGGGGAAAAAAAUCAGGAAAUUAGUUUGUUUGUUCCUUUUUUUUUUUUUUUUGCAAAAUGAACCCUGGAUUUCCUGGCAUGUUGGUCAAACUCAUUUAUUUCUGGCAUGCUGGCUGAUGAGAGGUAGUGUGGUAUUUGUUUGCCUUGCUGUAUAUUAUCCAUUUAGAAAUGGAAUUUUGACCUUAUAUUUUUAUUUAAUAACUUUUUUCUUUAGAAUAUUUUUGUAUUCCUAUAAUAAUAAAGAUACUUUGAUGCUUUCUCAUUACAAUCAUUGCAUGUAGAGUUCUAUAAUAUCUUUGUGAAUAAUAUUGUAAUUUUAUAUAAAGAAGUGAUGUACAUAGAAAGUUUUACUAUAAGUAUAUACUAUCAAGAUUUGUCUCUUUUGCCUUUCUUCUAUGUAUAAUAGUUAUUUAUUUACAUAUAAAUAAAAAUAGUGACGGUCAUUAAAAAUUCUGUCAUGUUGUGUUCUUAAACAUAAAAAUUGAAACUCGUAUUUUGCUUCCUUUUACAAUGUUAUAAAAAGGUUGUUUAAAGUUUUAAAAUGUUCAGCCAUCAUUGGAAAUAAUAAUAAUUAGUAGAUAAAAAAAAAAUUAAAACCUCUGAAUCAAAGAAAAUUUCUGAAAAGUUGUGUUAGUAGUAUUAAAAAUUAAGACUUUUUUCGACAUUCCUUUAUUUUAGAAACUAAAUGUCACGUGGCAUUUUAGUGACAAAUAUCCAUUUCAUAACUUGUCAAUAGUGAACUGUUGUUGAACAUAUCUUACAGCUAUGAUUUUGAGAUUUCUUUAACACCUCCAUAUUGUCAUUCAUUAAAAAUAGAAUUAAAUUUGCUUACAUUUCUAUUUACAUUUGUUUAAAAAUAUCUUACUGCCUUAUACUAUAGAACUAUUUAUUAUUUGAUUCUAAAAUGAAUCAUGUAAAUUUUUUUGCGAUUUAGAUGCAACUAAACCAAAUGUUGGGAAUAUCUAUCAUGAAUUUCAUUUUCAGUGUGUAAACUGCCUUACAUGUGAAGCUCAGCUUUCUUUUGGUGCCAUUAGUUGCAUUAUUGUUUUAUGCAUUAUGUACACUUGACUGAUGUUUCUAGAUUACUUGUGCAGUUGAGCAUUGCAUAAAGUUAUUCUUUUAAAAGUAUUAAAUUAAGAGUUUGAAUAUAUUUUUUUCUAAUACAGACGUGUUUGCAACAUUUUUAGCAAUUUCCAGUGCAGAGCCAUUAUUUAAGUUACAGUGUCUUCCAGGCAGUUACUGUUCAAGUUCCAGCAUUUUAAUGAGUAAAUUAUUUUUAUUAGGUAUAAACUUGGUUUUGAAAAUUAUAUAUUUAUCAUUACGAAUGUAUUCUGUGUCAGACUAGAUUUGAAUAUUAAUGGAAUCAUAUUUGCAUAUUGUUGUAGAAUAUAAAUUUUAUUGUAAAUAUUUUGAAAUUUUUUUACUACUUUAAGAAAUUUAUAAAUAAAAACUGAGAGUCAAUUUUUAAAAUGUAAAUUGAGACAAAUUUAAAAAACUGAAUCUAUUUUUUUCUUGCAAUAUUCAUGUCAUACAUAGUUCAGUGCAAAACUGAGUUUCAAAUUUUUACUAUAAAAAGGUUACAAUAAUUAUUUUCCAAAAAUUAUAUAGAUGCUAUAGAAAUUCAAUGAUAUGACUUGUUAUUGUUUUUGUUACAUUUUGAAAUUCAUUAUGAUUUAAUUUUGUUAGUUUAAAAGAGACAAAACUGAUUGCAUCCUUUACGUAUGUUUGACUGAUCUCACAAGUUCAUAUGGAAAAAGAUAAAGCAUUUGUAAAGCAUUGUUAUUUAUUAAAAUAUAUACACAAACUAU
This is a messenger RNA of Uloborus diversus, 7261 nucleotides long. RefSeq names its product ubiquitin carboxyl-terminal hydrolase 46-like (gene Usp12-46). Gene Ontology annotation, molecular function: cysteine-type endopeptidase activity; cysteine-type deubiquitinase activity. Gene Ontology annotation, biological process: protein deubiquitination. Gene Ontology annotation, cellular component: cytosol; nucleus. The transcript is spliced from 9 exons. The record is from RefSeq and is a predicted model, not a curated record. NCBI's taxonomy places the organism in Eukaryota, Metazoa, Arthropoda, Arachnida, Araneae, Uloboridae. The coding region runs from base 121 to 1185 and encodes 354 amino acids.